Molecule: messenger RNA, 2349 nt
Organism: Elephantulus edwardii (Cape elephant shrew)
Lineage: Eukaryota; Metazoa; Chordata; Mammalia; Macroscelidea; Macroscelididae
Gene: PLEKHA4
Product: pleckstrin homology domain containing, family A (phosphoinositide binding specific) member 4
Exons: 19
Coding region: 1-2349 (782 amino acids)
Source: RefSeq, a predicted model, not a curated record
AUGGAUCCCAAAGGCUCUACCACAGAUUCUGCUCAAGUCUGCCGUAUACCAUCUCACUUGUCCCUUUUCUCUCCUCAGAAGUCCACCCGAGCAGUUAGCAAAGUCCAUGCCUUUGGGAAGAGGGGCAAUGCUCUCCGAAGGGACCCCAACCUCACUGUGCACAUCCGAGGCUGGCUUCAUAAGCAGGACAGCGCUGGACUCCGGCUGUGGAAACGCCGUUGGUUCGUCCUUUCUGGCCAUUGCCUCUUCUAUUACAAGGAUAGCCGUGAAGAGAGCGUCCUGGGCAGUGUUCUGCUCCCCAGCUAUACGAUCAGGCCAGAUGGGCCAGGAGCUCCCCGAGGGCGGCGCUUCACCUUCACUGCUGAGCACCCAGGGAUGAGGACCUAUGUCCUGGCUGCAGACACACUAGAGGACCUGCGAGGCUGGCUGCGGGCGCUGGGCCGUGCUUCCCGCGCGGAGGGCGAUGAUUGUGCUCGGCCCAGAUCACCCGCACGUCCCCAGCCUGGGGAGGGCCCUGGUGGCCCAGGCGGUCCCCCAGAGGGGAGCAGAGGAGAAGGGAGGCGCAGCCCAGAAUCACCGGAAGUGGCUCGGUUCUCUAGAGGACGUGGGGGACCCAGGAUGCUCACUCCCAGCCCCACAGCCGACCUUCCAUCAGGACCCCGGAUUCGGAGAGCGAGGAGCCCAGACCUGUUCACACCUCUUUCUCACCCGCCUUCUCCUCUGAGCCUCCCCCGGCCCCGGUCUGCUCCUGCGCGCCGACCUCCCCCCACCUCCGGAGAUACAGCCCCCACUGCCCGUCCUCAUACACCCCUGAGUCGCAUCGAUGUCCGUCCUCCCCUGGAAUGGGGUCCCCAACGCCGGACCCUCUCCAGGCCUUCCACUCCUCGCCGAGGACCUUCUUUGGAGGCUGGAGCAGGAAGGCCCCCAAGAAGCCCCCAGAACUGGAGUCAGGAGUCCAGAACACAGGUGCCCCCUGCCUCUGCCACGUAUCUCCAGCUUCCUCCAAAACCCCCUGGAACCCGGGCCUCCAUGGUUUUAUUGCCAGGACCCCCCUUGGACUCCACCUUCCACCAAAGCUUGGAGACGGAUACUCUGUUGACGAAGUUGUGUGGGCAGGACCGGCUCCUUAAGAGGCUGCAGGAGGAGAUGGACCAGAAGCAGGAGGAGAAGGAGCAGCUAGAAGCAGCUCUGGAGCUGACCCGACAGCAGCUGAGCCAGGCGACCAGGGAGGCUGGGGCUCCGGGCAGGGCGUGGGGACGCCAGCGCCUCCUGCAGGACCGCCUGGUGAGCGUGAGGGCCACUCUUUGUCACCUGGCUCAGGAGCGGGAUCGAGUUUGGGACACGUACAGCGGCCUGGAGCAGGAGCUGGGAAGCUUGAGAGAGACCCUUGAGUACCUGCUGCACCUCGGCUCCCCCCAGGACAGAGCAUCCGCUCAGCAGCAGCUGUGGAUGGUGGAAGACACGCUGGCAGGUCUGGGGGGACCCCAAAAACCACCCGCACGCACUGAGCCUGGCUCCCCAUCCUCCCUGCUCCAAGGCGAGGAGUCUUCAGAGAGAGAGAGUCUGCCUGAGUCCUUGGAAUUGAGCUCUCCCCGAGCCCCCGAGUCUGACUGGGGGCGGCCUCCUGGAGGUGACAGAGACCUCACUAGCCCCUCCUCAGGGUUUGGAUCUCCAAGGGUCUCCCGUGCUUCCAGCCCAGAGGCUCCGCAUCGCCCUUCCCCACAGCCCCAGCCAGGGGCCAAGGCUCCCCUGCCUCGGCCCAGGAUGAGCGCCCAGGAGCAGCUGGAGCGCAUGCGCAGACAUCAGGAGAGUGGACGGUCCCUCCCUCACUCCUCUUCCUCCAAGCUCCUCACUCUAGGGAGGACUCUGUCCCCCGCCAGACGCCACCCGGACCCGGAGCCAAGGCCUGCCCUAGACACCCUGGGACACUCAGGAACCUCGAAAUGGCUCCGAAGUUCAGGAUCCUGGAGUAGUCCGAGGAACACCACGCCUUACCUCCCCACAUCUGAAGGUCACCGGGAGAGGGUCCUCAGCCUCUCCCAAGCCCUGGCCACAGAGGCGUCGCAGUGGCAUCGUAUGAUGACAGGUGGAAAUGUGGAUUCCCAAGGAGACCCUCUCCCCCCAGCGCCUCCCCCUCCUUCGGAUCCCACAGCCCAGAUGACCCCUUCGCCCAGAUCUCCUCGGGUGGCUAAUGCCCGCACAGUGGUGCCCACCAGCCAGAGUAGUGGGCGUGGUGGAGGCUCCGCCCCCUGGGUGUCCACGUGGGAGCCUGGUACCGCCCCUCCCGCCCUGGCUCCCGCGGAAGGGGCGUGGCCUCUGCGAGUCACUCUGCUGCAAUCAAGCUUCUGA